Molecule: messenger RNA, 574 nt
Organism: Ceratina calcarata
Lineage: Eukaryota; Metazoa; Arthropoda; Insecta; Hymenoptera; Apidae
Product: rho GTPase-activating protein 22
Exons: 2
Coding region: 225-560 (111 amino acids)
Biological process (GO): signal transduction
Source: RefSeq, a predicted model, not a curated record
CACUUGUACCUUUGUUAUUCAUGUAAUUUUCAAUGAAUAUAGAAAAAUUAGCGUCACUGUUUUAUUCCUUAUUUCUUAAUACACUGCUUUUUCAAAUAUGUAAAUAUUGCUUUUCGUUUGGUUUUUAUGAGCCUUUUUCCAAACUCUAUUAAAAUCAUGAAAUUCAGUUAUCUUCGCAUAGAGACUUCUUUUUUGCCUGGCACUAAAAGGGUUAACUAUCAUUCAUGAUUAAAGGCAGUAUUAAAGUCUAUUUAAUGAUGAUUCACAGACAGGAGACGGACGAUGAUAUAAUAUCGAAGAAGUCGCUGCAGGUCGUGAAACUGAUCAUCAGCUUCCUGAAAGAACAUGCCAGGGAGGAGGGUUUGUUCCGGCGCGGGGGCCGUCGUGAUCUAAGAAGGAGAAUUUUAAAUUCGCUGAAGAAAGGCGAGAAGCCUUACUUGGGGAACAACAACGUCGCUCUGGAAUGCGCGGCAGCGUUGCAACUUUAUCUGGGACAUUUGAAGAAACCAGUCAUGCCUCAACACAUUCAGCAAUUAUUAUUGGGUAAUCGUCAAAUUUGAACAGGCUCGUCUAA